Molecule: messenger RNA, 1241 nt
Organism: Heterobasidion irregulare TC 32-1
Lineage: Eukaryota; Fungi; Basidiomycota; Agaricomycetes; Russulales; Bondarzewiaceae
Exons: 20
Coding region: 4-1110 (368 amino acids)
Source: RefSeq, a predicted model, not a curated record
CAAAUGCCCAAUCUACGUAGCACGUUCGGGGCGGCAUACAUCGGUGCAAUGGUCACUCUCGCGUUGUAUGGAUUGACCACGUUACAAACGUACAUGUACUAUCUUUAUUAUCCGAAAGACCGUGUAUUUCUAAAGGGAUUGGUACGAACCAUCUUCCUUGGUUUCUCCGAAAUAAUUUUGACUUCUACAGGUCCUCUUUGUGUGGUUGGUCGAGUCCUGAUGUUCAAUCAUAUCUAUACUACAACUUGUCGACUGUCUAGGGUCAUCGACAGUGUGCAUAUCGUCCUCGUAUGCCAUGCUAUGUAUUAUUAUCUGGUCGCUAACUAUGGUAUCCCGGAAACGCUAUUGAAUGGUGUUUGGUCUCUGUUCGUGUCCAUCGCAAUCAAUCUCCUUAUUGCCAUCAUCGUUCAAGUAUAUUUUGCGCUUCGGAUAUUUCGUCUGAGCGGGCAGAAAUUCCGAUGGUGGUUGACUGGUUUCAUUUUGGUUCUUGUGUUCGCCCAUUUUGCUCUAGGGAUUGAAACUGUAGUGUUAAUAUUCAUCAAGAAGAAGCUUGCAAAGCUCGACGAGAUCACUCUUAUCGCUGCGAUGCCCUUCGCCUUGUUCGCGGUGCUGUCAGACGUGGCCAUUGCCGCUUCUCUGUGUGUGCUUCUCAAUGGGCAUAAGACAACUUUCAAGAGGACAAAAGCGCUUGUCAACACGCUGAUAGUUUACGCAAUCAAUAGGUGCUUGCUCACUUCAAUUGUCGCUGUUAUAGAGGUCAUCGCCUUCGCGACAAGUCCAAGAAGUCUUUGGUUCGUUGCAAUUGAUUUUGUCAUCGGAAAGCUCUACGCAAAUUCGUUUCUUGCUACCCUCAACGCCCGACAUUCCAUGCGGCAGGGCUUGUCAGUCGGUAAUUCUUCCACUGAAGGCAUCAAUUCCAUCAGAGUAGAGAACCUGCGCUUCGCCCACGGCACGGCGGUACGCAGCAGCAGGGAGGUUCGGGUCCUAGGGUCCGCUGGAGGUGGUAUUGCACAUGGCGAGGGUUCGGCGACCGACGUGGAUAUCAUGGAAAUGGAAUCGGGAUCGAGGGGAAAGGACUUCAAGAGAAAGGAGACGCCUCUGACCGUCUGACUGAUGCUAAUUUUGGACUUGCGUUCUUCACUCGCUGAAUGUUCACGAACCAUUACACGACAUGAAUGCGUUGCUGCUGGUUGACACUUUGGAUAGUGGUAGUCUCGUUAAUAUAUCAUAUCAUCACGCAC